This is a messenger RNA of Camellia sinensis, 654 nucleotides long. The record is from RefSeq and is a predicted model, not a curated record. NCBI's taxonomy places the organism in Eukaryota, Viridiplantae, Streptophyta, Magnoliopsida, Ericales, Theaceae.
AUGUACUUUUGCUUUGAGAAGACACUCUCGAUGUCAGAUGCUACCAAAACCAUCUUGGAGGUACCGCGUUACGCAACUAAUUUACCGGAAGAAAACAAAGAAGUGGUGGUUGUAAAGGAUCAAACUGGAAGAAAAUGGGUGUUUGAGGUGGCGAUAAAGAAUGAUGAGAAGCAAAAAAGGUUGCAAGGCCAAUGGAGUGGUUUUACUAAGGCUCAUGGUCUCAUGAAAGGUGUUAUUGUCAAGUUUUAUUUCAAUCCCAUUCAAAAUUUAUAUUCCGUGGAAUUCGAAGGCCAACUGCUCAGUGGUUGGAGAAUUACUUCAAGGACGGGAAGCUUUGAGAAGAAGCUCUCCGAAGAAGAUUUUACCGGCACGUUGGAUAUACCACUGACUGCAAGUUAUUCACUUGAUGAGAACAACCAGCCCAUCAUGGUUGUGUGGGAUCAAACUGGAAAGUAUUGGGAGUUUCAGACAACAAUAGGUGGUGGUGAUGGUAAUAAAAGGCUGUUGGAACGCGAAAAAUGGCUUGAAUUUGCAAACCAUAAUCAACUGGAGGUAGGAGAAACACUGAAGCUUCGUUACUUUCCCACUCGCAAUUCAUAUUCUGCCGAAUAUGAAGGCCAUAACCGCAUCCCGACUCUUCAGCUCUAUCACUAA